Messenger RNA from Pistacia vera, 813 nucleotides. Its product is annotated as WUSCHEL-related homeobox 2-like. The coding region runs from base 1 to 711 and encodes 236 amino acids. Gene Ontology annotation, molecular function: DNA-binding transcription factor activity; DNA binding. The transcript is spliced from 2 exons. NCBI's taxonomy places the organism in Eukaryota, Viridiplantae, Streptophyta, Magnoliopsida, Sapindales, Anacardiaceae. The record is from RefSeq and is a predicted model, not a curated record. Gene Ontology annotation, biological process: plant organ development.
AUGGAGAGUGACAGUAUGGACAUGGGUGGUUCCGGUGGGACUCUGGCCAGUUCAAGAUGGAACCCAACAAAGGAGCAAAUAAAUAUGCUUGAGAAUUUGUACAAGCAAGGUGUUAGGACGCCGAGUGCAGAACAAAUACAGCAAAUAACUAAUAGGCUUAGGACUUUCGGUCACAUUGAAGGGAAAAAUGUUUUCUACUGGUUUCAGAAUCAUAAGGCUAGGCAAAGGCAGAAGCAGAAGCAAGAGAGAAUGGCGUUUUUCAAUCGAUAUAUUCAUAAAGCUCAACCUGUGUUCCCUCCUUGCGCUAACGUUUGUGGUCCAUAUUACUUACCGCGGAGCGAAAUAGGGUUCUAUCCACAAUGUCCAAAGGUGCUACUUCCCGUUCCCGGUGGCGCUAAGAGGAGACCAAAAGUUGAGGAACAAAAAGAGAAUACAAGAGUUCUUGGAGGUUCACUGUAUGAUCCUGAGCAAUAUGACUACUGUGUCAUGAUGCAAAUGAAAAAUAUUAACGAAGGCGGCAUUGACAAUAAUCAAGAAACGUUGCCUCUCUUCCCCUUGCACCCAACUGGAAUUUUACAAGGAAGAACAAGUACAACCCCUUCUAUCGGUUCGACUUCUAGCUCCUCUGAAACUAACACUGCCAUCGAAGACGGUUCCUGUGAUCAACCCUUCUUUGAUUUUUUCUCCGGUCGAGGAUGUGAAACUGACUGAAAGGUAUAAGGGACUGCACUAACAUGCAUACACUACUGCUAAAUAACUACUGGUUUUCUCUAAGCUCUUCUAGUUUGGGAUUGUGAGCGGUAACAAGUGAUG